Molecule: messenger RNA, 369 nt
Organism: Vitis vinifera (wine grape)
Lineage: Eukaryota; Viridiplantae; Streptophyta; Magnoliopsida; Vitales; Vitaceae
Exons: 1
Coding region: 1-369 (122 amino acids)
Biological process (GO): regulation of double fertilization forming a zygote and endosperm; double fertilization forming a zygote and endosperm; regulation of protein localization to cell surface
Cellular component (GO): extracellular region; vesicle
Source: RefSeq, a predicted model, not a curated record
AUGGCAGAAAAAUCUACAAAGGUGCUGGCUGUGCUCUUGAUGGUGUCGUGCAUGGUCGCGUACGUUCCGACAGGACUAGCCCUACGGCCAAUCGAACAUAAAUUGUUUCAUCUCCCUACAGGGUUCUUCUCAGAUUGCUGGAAAGCCUUUACAGGCUUAAACGGGUGUGGGACGCAGUUUUAUGCAGCUAUAGUCACAGGCGGUUACGACCGGAUUCGCCCCACUUGUUGCCAUGCUAUCAACUCCAUCGUUAAUAGGUGCUGGCAUGAGUUUUUCCACAACGAUCCAUCCAUCCCUCCAUCGCUUAAGCGCUACUGUGUCCAAUCAACUACCGUGGCCAAGCCCCUUUCCCAGGAUAAUUUGCAUUGA